UGGUAAAAACUGAUGAAAGCCUGGUCCAUUUGGACAAGUAGCGAUAAGUCAUCAUUGCUAUUGGUUGUGGGCAAUACGAAUUCCAUCCUCCGACCUUGAGGCUGAGCCCAUAUGACCCUUACCAAGAAUCUACUGGAAAGGCUUAGAGAUAACAGUAAUAAAGAAGGCUUUCAGGUCGUUCAGAAUGAAAAUUUUCAGGCUUCAAUUCCAAACAAUUUUCCUGGUGUUAGCGAUUUGGUUUCAAACGAACUUGCCCUGAUAUCAGAUAUUGUUAAAAGCGAUGUUUCACUGUCUUCAUAUCAUAGUCGAAAUUCGAAGCUAUACGAGUUACUGGAUUUAUUGGUCAAAAGUCUCGAAAACAUCGUUAUUAAACACGACGACCUGGUCAAAUAUCUAGUUACAAUGGAUAAGCAAGAGUCAUACUUACCGGUUUUAUUCAACUCCAACAAAAAAGCAAUUGAAACAAUUAUGUCUCUGGACUGCUGUUUAACUUAUCAAUCUUCAGCUACUAGCUCAUUCAUUCCCCAAGAAAGACUUAUGGAGUUGGUCUUGGAUUCGGUAAUUACUUAUCAGUAUAUUAUUCGGAUUAUGCUUUGUAGAAAAACAAUAUUGAGAGGUUAAAAAGUUUCAAUCAGCAUUUGGAUUUACUAGCUUGUCAGCUUAACGAAGCUAGUAAUUUAGUAAAUAAUCUGGAUGAACCUUACACCGUAUUUAAACAUAUGGAAGGGUAGAAAUAUCGUAUAUAUUAGCUUUCAUGAAUACAAACUGUGUGUUAUUGACAUUUUUACGAGUUAUUGGCUGUGUUACAAUCUGUCCUCAUUUAUAUUUUUAACAAUAUUUUUUUCAUUAAGUUCAUAUGUUCUGUCUGUCAGUGAAGGAUUUGUCUGGGGAUGCAAUCUUAAAUAUUUUUGACACUAUUUAUCUUCACGCAAGGAUAGUAGUUUAUCUCUUUAUUUAAAAUGCAUAAAUAUUGGUACAGGUAGGCACCGAAAUAUAUGUGUUCCACACAAUAAAAACGAGGUUGUGAAGAAAUAGAGAAAGAACGGAACAAUAAAAACGUAAAUCAAAAUC
Messenger RNA from Schistosoma turkestanicum, 1071 nucleotides. The record is from the annotation of a GenBank genome assembly. NCBI's taxonomy places the organism in Eukaryota, Metazoa, Platyhelminthes, Trematoda, Strigeidida, Schistosomatidae.